Messenger RNA from Paramuricea clavata, 3283 nucleotides. The record is from the annotation of a GenBank genome assembly. Lineage: Eukaryota; Metazoa; Cnidaria; Anthozoa; Malacalcyonacea; Plexauridae.
AUGACAGUGCGUGGAAAGUCAGCGGGCGAUUCAAUUCAAGGAAAAGUGGACAGAGAUAUUCUUUUCAAAGUUCUGUUACAAAAACCAACUACAAAAGGUCGUCGAGAUUUAGUGCAUUCGGCUAGUAGCUCAUUCCCCAGCCAAAUUUCGAGGAAAUUACUUUUGGAAGAACACAAACUCAAUGUACGGCUAGAAAAAAUUGAAAAAGAACGAAAACUGUUUCUGAAUAGGAAUAGUAACGAGAAACAUAUGUUGCAAUUGUCCAUGCGAACUGGCAAAAUAUCGGAGAAUAGACGAGGUAGCGGGCAGUGUUUGGUAUUGAAUGAUAAUGCGAAAUGUCACUCUUCAUCACCAGAUCAUGGCAACUUAAAAGAAGGUUGGUUGUUUUGAAUCGCUAUGUUUCAAUGUAUGCACACGAGAGGGUAUAUAUUAUUUUAGCAUAAAUGUAGAAUAGGCAGUAACUUACACCAGGCAAACGUUACACUAAAUAUCUCUACGAACUGUGUUCUGCAACCAGCAAUAGACAACUUGCAUGUUAGACUAAUUUUUGAUAUAGGCAAAAAAAAAAGUAAAUUCCCGUAAAAGAACUUAUUAAAAUCAGUAAAAUUGCAAAAUGUGGUUACGAAAUGUUGUAAAAUACGGAAAAUAUAGCCUUGCGAAGUUUGCAUAUUUUGUAUAUGUUUGGAUUACGUGCGGAAAUUGAUACCAUUUUUGAGCCGAAAAGGUAACAAUUUCCGCACGCAUGUUACAAACAUAAACAAGGCUAUAUUUUUGCAAGGCUAUAUUUUCCAAGCUUUAUAUAAUUUCGCAACUAAAUUUUGCAAUUUCACUAAUUUCAUUAUGUUCUUUUUAGCUGUGGUGUUUGAUUCCCUUCUCUUUACUUAGAUUAAAAUUUAGUCUAACAUGCAAGUUGUCCACGGAGGCAAAUUUCAAACGACCUACCGUAUUCUCUGAUUUUGUGAUUUACAGCAUCGCGUAGUAUAAUUUACUGUUUAUACUGCAGAAGCCAUAUUUCAACGGGUUAUGCAUCGAUAGCAUGCAAAUUAGCAACUACCAGUUUGUAAUUUUCAGUCAUUUUGUAUUACGCACAGAAGUGGUAACCAUUUCCCGUGUGUAAUCUAAAAUGAUUGAAAAUUGCAAACUUCGCAAGGCUAUAUUAUCCGCAUUUUACAACAUUUUGCAACGAAACUUUGGAAUAUUACUAAUUUUGUGAUGCUCUUUCAUGCUAUGAUGGAAUUUUGUCUAGACUUGUUGAGAUCAAGAUUUUGGUUAAUUGGGGAAUGGUCCAUUGACUCAGUGUUAAACACCGAGUGAGUUCCCUCCUUCAAAACUUAGAAUUAUCUGUGCAAAAUUCCUACUGUGACCACAGAAACUUUGAUAGUGUAAAACAGACUUUAAAUAUCGUUUAAUAAAAAAAAAAUAAAUAUCGUUUUCCAAAGGCAAUGGAAUGAUGAGAAAAUCCUGGACCUCAACGACCAACGGUGUAUUUUAUCAGAGUGGUGCCAAGAGCGUUCGACAAUUACAGGUAAAGAAAGUUUGCCUUUUGAAGAAGAUGGCCGAAAGACAUCGCAGGACGAACUCACUACCAUGGAAACGUAACUUCGACACGCCACAGGGACCUCCACCUUCGCGCAGCCCUUCGAAAACGAACAUUAUUUGGGUACGUGUUCGAAACAGCUCGGGCGAGAUGGAAAUCGAUGGAUUUUUGAGAACCAAUAAGGAUUUUGAGGGGUUGUUACCGGAAGGUAUUAAAGAUAAUAUAGUUCCAACAAAACUCGAGGUCAGACUACCCGGAGAGCAAGACAUGGCACAUAAAGAUGCCUUAGUACGUAAGGAUAAGAAUACUUUAAAGAUUGAUGAUUUAAAAUUGAACACGGAUACAAAUACAGUGUUGGAAAAACCCUAUGAGGAGAACUAUAGUGUACUGGAGAAUGUAGACACUGAUUUUGCGCAAAAUCUUAAACAGAGCAUGAUAGAGAAAGAAUCUCUACGCACCAACCAAGAGGCUAGACAAGCUUCAUCUCUACAUACUGAAGUGCUCAUAGACCAGCUAGCACCUAUGGUCAAAGGUUUAAAAGUCUCGCCAAAUGAGAUUCGCCGUGGCAGUCCAGUGAAACAAAAAUCAGAGGAACUAAUGCAGACUGAAGUAUACGAGAUUAGCAAAUAUUCACGAACAGGGAAUGACCGAGCAUUUACAGAUGAGAAAAGUUAUGUAUUGAAAGAUAAAGUAAAGACUGCUAUCCCUUGCCCGGAGAGCGAAAGUGAUGCGAAGAGCGGUCGGACGGAUUCCAGGAGCGAUCGGAAAAACAUCGCAGGGAACUCACUGAAUAUCGAGAGUGAUCGGUCAAAUGUAAAAAGUGGUCAGCAAAAGAUCGGAAGUGAUCGGAAGAAGACCAAAUGUUCUCGGCAAAAGAUCGGAAGAGCUCGGUCAAAUACCGGAAGUGAUCGGUCUAAUAUCGGAAACGAUCGGAAACGUAUCGGAAGUAGUCGGAAAAGCAUGGAAAAGAUCGUUCGGAAAAAUAUCGGGAAUGAUCGGGAAAACAUCGGGAAUGAUCGAGAAAACAUCGGAAAGGAUAAGAAAGAUAUCAACAGUGAACGGAAAACGCCGAGUGGUGGGGAGAACGCGAAUGAGGGCAAAACCAACCGACGACAUGCAAAAAAUUCGCAAGGGUCCGGGAAAAGUUCCUCAACGAAGAUAAGUAAAGGUAAAAGUGUUCAAAAGUUUGUACGAACCAAACCAAACGUCCAGGGAAUGUGUGUUGUCGCAAAAACGUUUAUUAUAACUACCAAAUCGAAGGGCAAAACUGGACGGAAAACGCAGGAAAACGAGAAAGGUUUGAGCAAACCUCGGUCAGCGACGCGUCUUAAUGACAAGAAAUCCGCAACGAAACUUCCGAAGAAAAGCUGCUCGGCAUGUGCCGUGAAGACGUCGCUCAAAGACAGCAGCCUUCGCGUUGCCACGAGAGAUAUCCGAAGUAAAUCCGACACCGCUGCUUGCAGUAAGGUGCGCGCGGCAUUACAGGAGAGGGGAAGCGGGGUGUCUAGUCCUGAGAAAAAAUCUCAAUCAGCUGUGCCAAUAAUGAUACCUUCUCAGACGCAGUUGCAAAACUUUGACAAGGUUGCGAAAAUUAAAUUACGCCAGACACUGGCGGUUAAAAUGCGAAAACAUUGCUAUACUGGCACAUGGGCGUUUCCGUCUGGACAGAUACGAGAAAGCGAGAUAGAAGAAAAAGAAUUAAAUAAACGAGAGACAAUCUGGGGAAGAGAGAUAAGCACUUCUUAA